This is a messenger RNA of Peromyscus eremicus (cactus mouse), 2009 nucleotides long. RefSeq names its product regulating synaptic membrane exocytosis 4 (gene Rims4). Bases 1 to 765 code for a protein of 254 amino acids. NCBI's taxonomy places the organism in Eukaryota, Metazoa, Chordata, Mammalia, Rodentia, Cricetidae. Gene Ontology annotation, cellular component: presynaptic membrane; cytoskeleton of presynaptic active zone. The record is from RefSeq and is a predicted model, not a curated record. Gene Ontology annotation, biological process: positive regulation of synaptic transmission; calcium ion-regulated exocytosis of neurotransmitter; regulation of membrane potential. Gene Ontology annotation, molecular function: transmembrane transporter binding; small GTPase binding. The transcript is spliced from 6 exons.
AUGGUAUCCGUAGACAACAAGGGGGAGAUUGAAGAAGACUUCAGAGGAGAAACAGACAGCCGGAGGCUGAAGGGUGCCAUUCAGAGGAGCACAGAGACAGGCCUGGCCGUGGAGAUGCCCAGCCGGACACUGCGCCAAGCCAGCCAUGAAUCCAUCGAGGACAGUAUGAAUAGCUAUGGCUCCGAGGGCAAUCUUAACUAUGGAGGUGUUUGCCUGGCUUCAGAUGCCCAGUUCAGUGACUUCUUGGGGAGCAUGGGACCAGCACAGUUUGUGGGCCGCCAGACCCUGGCUACCACACCCAUGGGGGACGUGGAGAUUGGCUUGCAAGAGCGGAAUGGCCAGCUGGAGGUGGACAUCAUCCAGGCUCGGGGACUUACUGCCAAGCCAGGCUCCAAGACACUGCCAGCUGCCUAUAUCAAGGCCUAUCUGCUGGAGAACGGUGUCUGCAUUGCCAAGAAGAAGACCAAAGUGGCCCGCAAGUCACUGGACCCGCUGUACAACCAGGUGCUGCUGUUUCCUGAGAGUCCCCAGGGCAAAGUCCUGCAGGUGAUUGUGUGGGGAAACUACGGGAGGAUGGAGCGGAAGCAGUUCAUGGGUGUGGCCCGAGUGCUGCUGGAGGAACUGGACUUGACCACCCUGGCUGUGGGCUGGUACAAGCUCUUCCCCACCUCCUCCAUGGUGGACCCAGCCACAGGUCCUCUGCUCCGGCAGGCAUCCCAGCUGUCCCUUGAGAGCACCGUGGGGCCCUGUGGCGAGCGAUCUUAAUGCCAGGAAUGGGGAGGGGCUCCCCGAGAUGGCCUGGAGACCACCCAGCCCUGACCUGGGACCCCAGGCCCAGGGCCACAUUGGACAUUGGAGGAUGGGGUGCUUCCCCACUGUGGGGAAGCAGAAUGGGGAGACCUGCCCCCCUUGGGCCCCUCCUCACUCCUUCACCUCCUACCCCUGAGACCUUCCCUCUCCCAGUGGGUUGGCUACACUUUUGACUUGGCCGGUUUUGACCUGGUGGAUGCGGCUACAGUCAGAGAAGGACUGAGGUGGCGGAGCAAACUUCUCUCCCGCCCCCACCCCCACCCCACCUAUCACCCCUUUUGCCUCCUUGGAAGCUCGCUGCCCAGAGCCAAGUCCAGAACCACGCCGGCCCUCUCCAUGGUGCCAAUUACCAGCAAGUGUCUUUCCUGCGGCACCGGGUUCAGGCAGCUACUCUUGCCCCAGAGCUGACGGGGCAGUUUGCAAGGAUCCGGAGCCAGCUCCCGGGGGGCCAGAGCUCCCCACUUGAAGGGGAGUGUGGCUCUCCCUCUGCCUGCCCGUGGAAGGAGCUUUGCCGCAGCCUGUCUGAGUCCAUCCAUCCAUCCCUCCUGCCUGCCCCUCUGCUGUAAGCUCUAGGAAUUGGGGGCCAGCAGAGAUCCGAGGGAAGGAGGAGGUGCCUGAGGCCCGGCACAGAUCCCCAGGGGUCCUUGCUCCAUGGGAUUGCAACAAGCUGGUCUGGAGCUCUUGGUGGACUGGAAAGGACAUAGUCAUCUGUGAUAUGGUGGAGGACUGUGGGGUCUGAGUUUCCAGAGCCCUGCACACAGGGCUCUCUCGUAUGCAGGGGUAGUGGGAGCCGAGCUUUGAAGAAAGCUGGAUUAAGUUUAAGGGCACCGAGGUAAGGGUUUCCCAAACAGGAGAACCCCUCCUUGUUGGAUGAGAUCAAAGGUCAUCCUGUUUCCUUCUGCCUCUGGUCUAGGGUCUCGGGGAGGCAUUAGAGCCCUUCCCAUUUUAGUCUUUUUAAAUAAACCAUCCUGUAUGAAGGGCAGAAGCCACUGCCCCGGCCUCGUCGCCACGGCUCCAGGAGGUCCAACGGGAGGGAUGCAGAGCUAGGCCUGUAAGAAUUUGAGGCUCCGAUGAGGCCUGGGUAGCUGCCUUCCUGUGGCCCUCCCUAGGGCCUGCAGGAGCCCUUUUGCAUGCUGAGGGAGGACACAGUCUGGCCCCUGUAGAAGCACAUUUCUAUCACUCUCCUGGGAGCCGCCCAG